Lichtheimia ornata is the source of this 624-nucleotide messenger RNA. RefSeq lists its product as uncharacterized. The transcript is spliced from 7 exons. Gene Ontology annotation, cellular component: nucleus. Bases 1 to 624 code for a protein of 207 amino acids. The record is from RefSeq and is a predicted model, not a curated record. NCBI's taxonomy places the organism in Eukaryota, Fungi, Mucoromycota, Mucoromycetes, Mucorales, Lichtheimiaceae.
AUGAGCCAUCACUGCCACGACGAACACUGCGAUCACGAUCACGACGACCUUCCAGGUGCUGGUGACCAGUUUUUAUUAUAUUCUCGAAUCGACCGUGACAAUGUGCGUUGCAUGAAUGAAGCUGAACCUGGAAUGGGAAAGGCUGUUAUUAAACCUUGGAAUGAACGGCUGGAUAAUACAAAGUUUCUCGAAAGCGAUGCUGAUGAGCAAUUGAUUGUUUUUGUGCCGUUCACGGGUACUGUCAAGUUACGAUCCAUUUGUCUUCGAACCGAUCGAACAGAUGCUGCACCUUCAUCAGUCAAAGUAUUCAUCAAUCGAGACGAUGUUGACUUUGACGUUGUGGAAAGCUAUACUCCUGUACAAACGUGGGAACUCGUGGAAGGAUCCGAUGACGUGGUUGAAUACGCAACAAGGAUCACCAAGUUUACCAACGUACGCAACAUUACGCUCUUCUUCCCCGAUAAUUUUGGAAAUGAUACAAGCAUCAUACGAUUUAUUGGAUUCAAAGGCGAGUGGUCAGAGAUCAAACGCGAUCCAAUCAUAACAGUAUACGAGGCCAGUGCAAACCCUGCAGAUCACAAGACACCUUCUGGAGAAAACAAGAUGAACUUUUCUAUUCAAUAA